UUUAUUUUUUUCCAAGUUUUUUCCUCUUCUAUUCCAUUCUAUUUACUAUUCAAUGAAUUUAUCAUGGCAUGGCAUGCUUUUGAUACAUUACUAUGUUGACUAAUCCCAACGAACCACUCCUUCUCUCUCUUCUCCUUGCUGUACCCUCUAACACUUAGUUAGGAGACAUUUUGAUACUCAUUCUUCUUUGGUUGGUGUCUCCCUGGCUGUUUCUAACCGAAGCAUAAGUUACAGAUACUGCCGAUUCCCCUCUCUCUUUCUCUCUCUCUCUCUGAGGAUUACUUGCAUAACACUACUACUAAAGCACUCAACUUUCAGCUUCGCAUGCUCAUGUACGUUGGUGCUAGGCCACUAUGUCCCUCUAGCUUCACUUCCAUUACUGAUGCUGUUUCAUCUACUUUCUUCAAUUUUUACACUAUGGUUACUUCAAAACUAUGCAUCCUUUCCAAUUGUAAAGGUUUUUCUGCUUCCUAAGAUUCCAUCAAUAACGCCAACAGGAACUGGCAGAGGCGGCUGAAACAAAAAUUUGAAGCCUGAAAAUUCAGUGAGCGUAUUCCACAUCCGCGAAACUUUGAUUGAACUUCACCUACUCUAUUCUACUUUAAUGGUUGAAGUAACUUCCAAAGGGCUUUCAGUAUUGUAUAUAAAAAUCAAAAUCAAUGAGCUUGGGAGUGGUAGAGCCUUGGCUAAAUAACUAAAACUUGAGUUGGUGCUUCCAUAUUCUGGUGUUUCAUGGUCAUAAAUAAAUCAUGGCUUUGAAGUAAAGGUUUCUGUUGACGAUUUGGUAUACAUAACAACAAAUAAAAAUGAAGUUCAUGAAACUUGGGACAAAGCCAGAUACUUUCUUCACUGAACAAGCUACCAGGACUCUGAUAUCAGAUAUAGCUGCAGACCUUGUAAUACAAAUCAAUGAUAUUACUUAUCUGUUACACAAGUUUCCGCUUCUUCCAAAAUGUGGUCUCCUACAAAGGCUUUGCUAUGAUUCUAGUGAUUCGGAGAGUGUGUCUCUAGAGCUUCAUGAUAUACCUGGAGGGGAAGAUGCUUUUGAACUCUGUGCCAAGUUUUGUUACGGAAUUGCCAUCAACAUAAGUGCUCAUAACUUUGUACCCGCUCUCUGUGCUGCCAAGUUCCUUAGAAUGAAUGACUCCAUAGAGAAGGGAAAUUUUGUGGGAAAACUUGAGGCUUUUUUCAAUUCAUGCAUUCUUGAAGGUUGGAAGGAUUCAAUUGCAACACUUCAGACUACUGCUACAUUACCAGAAUGGUCAGAGAAUCUUGGUAUUGUCAGAAAGUGCAUUGAUUCAAUUAUUGAAAAAAUUCUCACACCCCCACCACAGGUCAAAUGGUCCUACACCUAUACCAGGCCUGGUUAUACCAAAAAACAGCACCAUUCUGUCCCAAAGGAUUGGUGGACGGAGGACGUUUCAGAUCUUGACAUAGAUCUUUUCAGGUGCAUAAUAAUGGCUAUUAGAUCAACAUAUGUGCUCCCUCCACAGCUUAUUGGUGAAGCUUUGCAUGUCUAUGCCUGCCGGUGGCUACCAGGCAUCACGAAGCUUAAAAAUUCUGGCAGUUCAGCAUCUCAAACGGAAGAAUCGAAGGAAAAAAACAGAAAAAUUCUUGAAACAAUUGUAAGCAUGAUUCCUGCAGAUAGAGGGUCUGUUUCAGUUGGGUUCUUGUUUAGACUUCUCAGCAUUUCAAUUUACCUUGGUGUCUCCUCGGUCACAAAAACAGAACUAAUAAGAAGAGCAAGCCUACAGUUUGAGGAGGCAACAGUGAGUGAUUUGCUUUACCCUUCAACAUCCUCUUCUGACCAGAAUUAUUAUGAUAUAGAGUUAGUCCUAGCAGUUUUGGAAACUUUCUUGAAGCUUUGGAAAAGAAUGUCCCCAGGUGCUGUGGAUAACAGCUACUUUUUGAGAUCAAUCAGAAAUGUUGGCAAGCUCAUUGAUUCUUAUCUUCAAGUGGUUGCCAGGGAUGAGAACAUGCAAGUGUCCAAGUUUGUGGCUCUUGCUGAAACUGUGCCCAGUAUUGCCCGAGUAGAGCACGAUGAUCUGUACCAAGCAGUCAACAUUUAUCUUAAGGUGCAUCAGGAGCUGAGCAAGGCAGACAAGAAACGGCUGUGUGGGAUUCUAGACUGCCAAAGACUUUCUCCAGAAGUGCGUGGGCAUGCAGUAAAAAACGAGCUUCUGCCAUUGAGGACAGUAGUGCAACUCCUCUACUUUGAACAAGAAAAAGGGUCUAAGGCAACCACCAGUCACAAACUGCCAAAGCCACAUGAGAUACUUCUUGGAGCAAAACAAAGUAGAACUACAAGAGAUACCCAAAGCAAACAAUCUUUAGGCCAAGCAAAAGAAUUCAAUGGAGAAGAAGUGACAAGAAGCUCCCUUCCUGAAAGUAGAGAAAAGGAUCAUCACAAAAGUAAAAGAUCAGAUGGUAAGUUGGCAUUGGACUUGGAAAAAAAGAUGGUUAUAAGAGGGGACAUUGAGGAGACAAUGUCAGAGAAGGUGAGGGGAACCAAAGAUGAAAGUAGUUCAAGCUGCAAGGUGGACUUAGAUCCUAAAAAACUUAUAAGAAGGGCAAGAAGUAAAUCAGAACAUGGAGUGAAAAAGUCAGAUUGAGAAUUUGAGAUCAUAACCAUAGUAUCAUAAUAAUAAUAAUAAUAAUAAUAAUAAUGAAAAUAAUAGUAAUCUUUGAAGAAUUCCUAGAAGAUCACUGUCUGCAAUUUGUAACUUCAAUUCUUAUUAUUUCUUUUUCACCGUGUCAUAAAUGUAAGCAAUGUAUAAAUCCUUUGUACUAUCUCUUUCCCGUGAAGAGUUGUAUGUAGGGAAAUGAUUUUUUUUUUUACAUCAUUAUUUUGCAUCCCUUUGUUUGAUGAAAAAAACAAUAGAGGAAAUGUGUAUU
This is a messenger RNA of Abrus precatorius (Indian licorice), 2895 nucleotides long. Its product is annotated as BTB/POZ domain-containing protein At5g47800-like. The transcript is spliced from 9 exons. Lineage: Eukaryota; Viridiplantae; Streptophyta; Magnoliopsida; Fabales; Fabaceae. Bases 807 to 2612 code for a protein of 601 amino acids. The record is from RefSeq and is a predicted model, not a curated record.